AUGCAGCGUUGUGUUGCUGCGAGCCAUCAGCCGCGGUGCAAAGAGGACGAGGACGUUGCAUGGGGCUCGCACGUUUUUGACGAGCUGCAGCAGCCCUGGGAUGCAGCGUUGUGUUGCUGCGAGCCAUCAGCCGCGGUGCAAAGAGGACGAGGACGUUGCAAGUGUUCAAGGAGCUGCAGCAGCGCUGGGAUGCAGCGUUGCAUCACUGCAAGCAAUCAGCCGUGGUGCAGCGCCGUUGAGGAUUUUGGAUGGGGCUUGCACAUGUUCAAGGAGCUGCAGCAGCCCUGGGAUGUAGUCUUGUGUUGCUGCAAGCAAUCAGCUGUGGUGCAAAGAGGACUUUGUACGGGGUUUGCACGUUUGACAAGCUGCAGCAGCGCUGGGACGCAGCGUUGCGUCACUGCAAGCGAUCAGCCACGGUGCAGCAACAACGAGGAUGUUGUACAGGGCUUGCACGUGUUGGAGGAGCCGCAGCAGCGCUGGGAUGCAGCGUGGUGUUGCUGUGAGCCAUCAGCCGCGGCGCAAAGAGGACGAGGACGUUGCACGUGUUCAAGGAGCUGUAGCAGCCCUGGGAUGCAGCGUUGCAUCACUGCAAGCAAUCAGCCACGGUGCAGCAAAAAUGAGGAUGUUGCACAGGGCUUGCACAUGUUGGAGGAGCUGCAGCAGCCCUGGGAUGCAGCGUUGCGUUGCUGCAAACCAUCAGCCAUAGUGCAGAGAGUACAAGGACAUCGCACGGGAUGUUGCACUUGUUGGAGGAGCCGCAGCAGUGCUGGGAUGCGGCAUUGCCUCACUGCCAGCGAUCAGCUGCUGUGCAACAAGGACAUUGCACAGGGCUUGCAUGUGUUGGAGGAGCUGCAGCAGUGCUGGGAUGCAGUGUUGUGUUGCUGCACGCGAUCAGCCGUGGUGCAGCAAGGACAAGGAUGUAGCACAGGGCUUGCACUUGUUCAAGGAGCUGCAGCAGCCCUGGGAUGCAACAUCAUGUCACUGCAAGUGAUCAGCUACAGUGCAACGAGGACGAGACCAUUGUACGGGACGUUGCACGUGUUGGAGGAGCUGCUGCACCACUGGGAUGCACCAUUGCACUGCUGCAAGUGAUCAGCCAUGGUGCAAAGGCAAGGUUGCACAGGGCUUGCACGCGUUCAGGGAGCUGCAGCAAUGCUAGGAUGCAACAACAUCGUGUCGCUGCAAGCAGUCGGCUGCGGUGCGACGAGGACGUUGCACGGGACGUCGCACGUGUUGGAGGAGCCACAGCAGCGCUGGGAUGCAGCGUUGCGUCGCGGCAAGCCCUCAGCCGUGGUGCAAAGAGGACGAGGACAGUGCAUGGUGACAAGGCCGUUGCACGGUGACUGACAAGGCCAUCGCACGGCGCUGCCCACACUCCCCCCCCCCCCCCCCCCCCCGGCGUUGGCAGGCGCCACGGCUGCAGCGUCCCCGUCCCCAGCGGGCAAUAAAUGCGACGGGGCUGGUGA
Molecule: messenger RNA, 1466 nt
Organism: Aquila chrysaetos chrysaetos
Lineage: Eukaryota; Metazoa; Chordata; Aves; Accipitriformes; Accipitridae
Exons: 2
Coding region: 1-1092 (363 amino acids)
Source: RefSeq, a predicted model, not a curated record